This is a messenger RNA of Hydractinia symbiolongicarpus, 4047 nucleotides long. RefSeq names its product acid sphingomyelinase-like phosphodiesterase 3a. Gene Ontology annotation, molecular function: hydrolase activity. The record is from RefSeq and is a predicted model, not a curated record. The transcript is spliced from 10 exons. The coding region runs from base 2247 to 3971 and encodes 574 amino acids. Lineage: Eukaryota; Metazoa; Cnidaria; Hydrozoa; Anthoathecata; Hydractiniidae.
GUUGGAUGUCUUUCUACGAGUGCUAUCUGUUCAAAAGAUUUUGUAACCGUUUAUGUAUAGUUCAGCAUCUGUAUGGUUGUGUAACCAGGUUUCUCUAAGACCAAUAAAGAGUUGUUUUUGGUAUGAAGUAUGUCAGGGAAACUUUAGAUAGAACAGUUUUUGGUUUCAGUUCUUGUAUGUUAAUAUAUGAGAUGGAGUUCAGUACCUCUUUGGGAUCUGGUUGUUCGUUAUUUGUUGAUGUGGAAGUGAUAUGAGGUGGGUUAGCGGUUUUGCUGGUUGACAGAAGGGAAGGAUGUUGUGUUGAUUCAGCAUUGGUACUUGAUUUUGGUUUGGGUGAGGAUUGUAGGUCUGUUGGGUAAUCAGGCUUUGAUUUUCGUAUCCAUUGCCACAAGAAGCCUGUAUUCCAUGUGGCAGAUGUAUUCUAAAAAAUCUAUGUUUGUGGUUUGAGGCAGCAUUUGGUCUUUUGGGUGGGCUGGUCACGGUACUCAUUAAUGAUCUGAUUCGUUUUGUUCCUUUUAUAUGGCUUUUGUUGCAUUUUAGGUUGAACACUCUCUAUUUGUGAAUGACGUUGAGCAGAUUAAUGGGUGGAAGGAGGUACCUUUAUUGCCAAGUAUGCAUCCGUUUCUUGCAUUGGUUCCACGAGUUAAAAGGGCUUACAUGGUGGUGGGUGCAAGAACUUGCAUUCUUUACCUUUGAUUCUGUCAAAUUUGCAUUUUCCUUUAAUGUAGAAUCUGCAUAUUAAUUUUGGUUUGUGGCUAUCUUCAUGUGAUUCAUGGUUCUCUGUUGACAAUGAUUGGUUUUCCCUAAUUUGGGUUUUUGGUAGUGUUUUUGGCAGGGUGAUGUCAUCUUCUUCGUCUUCAUUGGACAGACUUGGUGGUGCCUGAAUUUCAGUUUCUGUUUCAUGCUCACCUAUAUCAUCUACUACUGUGUCAGGGGGUUCUGAAGAAGCUGGCUGUGAAAUAUUUUGUUGACACUCUGUUGAUGUUGAUGUCCCAGGGGCUGAUGGAAGGUUUUGUGUUUGAUAGGUUGAGUUCGUUUCUUCUUGGGGAAUAACUUCAAGCUCACAAGCUCCGCAGAUAUAGUAGAUCCCCGGGACGUUGUAAGGAUUGUAGUUUGGAGUACCAUCUGAAAAAAGAUUAACAAAACACUCUUUGUGGACUUCUUGUCCACAUACCUUACAUGCAAGAAAGGUUUUGUUAGUCCGCCCUAUGCAAUAUUUUUCAUUGCAAAUUUGACAGGUAUCAGGGAAUAGGUUUUGUAUUCUGCAGAUUAGAUUGUGCAGUAUCGCAGGCUUGUUGGAUGUUUCAGAUGGUUUUUUAUUCAGAUAGGUUAGUGUUUCUUUGAGGGUCUCUCUAAGACAUUGGUUUAGGGACUUCUUUAUUUGUGAGGAUGGUUUAAGUGGGUCAUAUAGUCUAAUGCAGUCUCUUACAACAUUAUUCGGGGCAUUUGAGCAUAACUCUGCUAUGAUUGUUUUGCGCUUAUUAAUGUCAUGCUGCUGGCAAGAAUUGAGAGUUAAGCUGGCUGCAUCUGUGAGGAGCUUAGAUUUGGUUUUGUUGGCAUUUUUUCCGGAAUAGUUGCCGAAUGUCGCUACAACAAAAAAAAAUAUAAAAAAAAUGCAGAUACCUGAUCAGCUGCGCACAGAGUUCAAAAUUUAAGUGUAUGACCUGUUGGUCAGGUCACUUGAUAGGUAUCAGUUUGAUGAUGUGAUCUUCACCAAACUUUUUUUUGAUCAGCAGUUUUAAAGUUCUGCAAACUUUUAUUGUUAUUAGGUUUUUCCUUAAACAUAAACUUAGGGACCUAGAAAUAGUGUGAGUUUUUUUAUCUGUCAUUCGUCGGAUGCUUUAAUGAGAAACUAAGGUUAAAAGGGUUGUUUUUAGUUCAACCUCUAGAAGCCCUGUUGUUCAAAUCCACUCGUGAUACAAAUGGCUUAAGUUGGUGAGAAUUGCUAAUUAGGCUAUUUUAAACUUUCUUUUGCAUUAGACAAGAUAUUUAUAUUUACAAAAUUCUGUAUAAAAAAUGCAUGCAUAAGAGUGCAGUACAGAAAAAGACGAAAACAUCGUCAGUCACACUUCUUCAUAUUGUAAGGGUUUUGUCCAUACACAAUGUUGAACAUAUAUUCUCAUUCUAUUCUAGGUUUUAUAUAUACUAGUCGUUAGCCCGUGGAAAAAUCCACAGGUUCGCUCGUCGCAGCUAAGCUACCAUUUUGCGUGACAGACAGAUGUAUACGGAUGAAAUGACUAAAUAACAUGGAAGAACAACCUGCCAAUCUAGAUUCGAAUUCAUUAGAUAGUGCAGAAAGUGAUUCAGAACUCUUGACUGGUGGGAAGAUCGUUCAGUUGUCGACUACUUCUUCCAAUAAAAGUUUUAUCCAAUGCGUUAACUUUGAAUUCGGACACACAUCUUUCAGAACUUCUUGUCGUUCUUUCUGUUUUCUUCAUUUCCAGCCCUUUCAGCUUUCACCUUCUGUCACAUUACUGCAUGCAGAAAAUGCAGACAGAAAAGAAAAAGACAACAAUGCAAUUCAACAAGACCAAAACUGCUCAAGUAAAUUCCGUGUUCUGAUAAUUUUGCUUGCCGUUAUAGUAGCAAUGCUUGCUGUGUCGUUAGCAGCAGUGGUUUUUCGGUGCAAUAAGAGAUUUGUAGGUGCAACAAGGCAUCGUCAUACCAAUAUUAAGUACUUCUUCCAAAUAUCAGAUACACACUUAGACAUAUACUACAAUGCUAAUAUAACAAAUAAGAAGCAUGGCAUGUGUCGAGACAAGCCUUUAAAAAAAGAGAACUCAACCACUUAUGCAGACAAUGUAGCAACAUUUGGUAGAGUUCAAUGUGAUUCAUCAACCCUGUUGUUGCAAUCUCUUUCUAAUAAACUGCAAAAUGUCAACAAGAAGUUGGACAGAUCUGCAGAAUUUGUGUUGAUUACAGGUGACCAGUCUGCACAUAGUUAUGAUUAUUUUCAAGUCAAUGCUACUGAAUCUGUCCUUUGGUCAAUUGGAAACAGUACAGUGAUAAUUGGUGAUGGACUACCAACUGUUCCUGUCUUUCCACUUAUUGGUAACAACGAUUUGUUCAUUGAUUAUGGCCCACCACCAAAAAAUCAUAGUUACUUGUACGAAGCUCUGGGAAGUGUUUUUGAACCUUACAUUUUUCGUGGUAGCGUGAAAAAAUUAAACACUAGAGAUGAAUUUCUACAAACAUUUGAAUAUGGAGGGUACUACAAAAUCACUAUAGAUGAUGGCCAUCUUGUGAUGGUGAUGUUAAAUUCAAAUUACUGGAGCUCACGAGCAUAUGGAGUAGAUCCAAAAAUAACGAUAAUUGGCGAUGAACAGUUGUUGUGGCUAAAGAAACUGUUAGAGGAUGCCAGUCACCGAAAACAAAAAGUUGUUCUUGCUGGUCAUAUUCCACCAGGUUGUUCAACCUACCCAGGAGAAAAAAACAUGUGGCUUCAAAAUUAUACAGAAGCCUACCUGGAAUUUACCACAACCCUGUAUCCUGAUGUUGUCACAGGCCAGCUUUUUGGGCAUACUCAUUCUGAUAAGGUCAAACUUCAAAAUAUAAAAGAGUCACGCAGUGAUGCCUUUCUACUAAUCUGUCCAAGCAUUACACCUAAUUAUCAAAACAACCCAGCCUUUCGUCUGUAUGAGUACGAUGUCCAACAUAAGCAACUGCAAGAUUAUACCCAAUUCCACUUUGAUUUGACUGUCUCAAAUGUUUUCCAAAAGUCAUUUUGGUCAAAAGAGUAUUCGUUCAGGGAAGAGUAUGGAAGACAACUAACGGUGAAUAGUAUGGGUUUUUUUAUAGAUGAUUUGUUGAAUGCUUCAAGCUCCACUUGGUUUAAGUAUUCCACCCAUAUGAAAUCUCAGUAUGAUAGUAUAUUGUUCACCAAAAGGUUUGCUGAAUAUUGUGGUGCAAAAUUUACUGAUGUAGUUUCCUAUGAAAAGUGUUUGCAAAAGUAUAUUAAUAUUGGUGUAUAGUAUUUUUUUUAAAAACAUUGUUAUGUUAGUUAAACUUUUUUUUUUAAUUUGCACAAAUAUACUGCUUGUUUUUCUA